CGGUGCUUUUAUUUAUCGAUAACGCACAAGACGUAUAGGUGAACGACGCAGCCGGUCAUCAUGUUCGACUGCAUGGACGUGCUGGCCGUGAGUCCCGGGCAGAUGCUGGAUUUCUACACGUCCAGCCCGUCCUCCUGCAUGCUGCAGGAGAAGGCGCUAAAAGCCUGCAUCAGCGGACUGGCGCACAGAGAGUGGCAGCACCGGCGGAGCGCGCACUCCAUCGAAACGCAGAGCACCAGUUCCGAGGAGCUGGUCCCCAGCCCGCCGUCCCCGCUGGCCCCUCCCAGAAUCUACAAGCCCUGCUUCGUCUGCCAGGACAAGUCCUCUGGAUACCACUAUGGUGUCAGUGCAUGUGAGGGCUGCAAGGGUUUUUUCCGCCGAAGCAUCCAGAAGAACAUGGUGUACACGUGUCACCGGGACAAGAACUGCAUCAUCAACAAGGUGACGAGGAACCGCUGCCAGUACUGCCGCCUGCAGAAGUGCUUCGGAGUGGGGAUGUCCAAAGAGUCGGUUCGAAAUGACCGGAACAAGAAGAAGAAGGAGAGCCCGAAGCUGGAGCUGGCGGAGAGCUACGAGCUGACGGCCGAGCUGGAGACCAUCAUCGAGAAGAUCCGCAAGGCCCAUCAGGAAACCUUCCCCUCCCUCUGCCAGCUCGGCAAAUACCACACGAACUCGAGUGCAGACCAACGCGUGAGGCUGGACCUGGGCCUGUGGGACAAGUUCAGCGAGCUGGCCACCAAGUGCAUUAUCAAGAUCGUGGAAUUUGCCAAACGAGUGCCUGGCUUCACACUGCUGACCAUCGCGGACCAGAUCACGCUCCUGAAAGCUGCCUGCCUGGACAUUCUGAUCCUGCGCAUCUGCACGAGGUACACCCCCGAAAAGGACACCAUGACCUUCUCCGACGGACUGACCCUCAACCGGACGCAGAUGCACAACGCCGGCUUCGGCCCGCUCACCGACCUGGUGUUCACGUUCGCCAACCAGCUGCUGCCCAUCGAGAUGGACGACACGGAGACGGGCCUCCUCAGCGCCAUCUGUCUCAUCUCCGGAGACCGUCAGGACCUGGAGGAGCCCUCGAAGGUGGACCAGCUCCAGGAGCCGCUCCUGGAGGCUCUGAAGAUCUACGUGAGGAAGAGGCGGCCCAGCAAACCGCACAUGUUCCCCAAAACCUUGAUGAAGAUCACCGACCUGCGCAGCAUCAGCGCUAAAGGAGCCGAGCGGGUCAUCUCUCUGAAGAUGGAGAUCCCGGGUUCGAUGCCGCCGCUCAUCCAGGAGAUGCUGGAGAACUCUGAGGGCCAAGACGGCGGCAGCAGCAGGAGGAGCAGCACGAGGAGCAGCAGCACCUCGGCGGAGGCGGGGUCGAGCCCCGGCAGUAAGGACAGCGCCCAGGAGGACGCCGCCGCCGAGUCGCCGGAGUCGGUGGACCCCGAGGGGGCCGCGCCGCCGGCCACGCCGCCCAGCGACGAGCACUAGGAGGCUCUCUCUGACAUUCCUUGGCGCACGAAAGGAAACCGCCAGGCGAGGCACCGCCCCCCCCCGUCGCCUCCUCCUCCCCUCGGUGUGACGUUACACCCUCGCCCCGUUUCUUCUUUUCCCUCACCUAAAAAAAAAGAAAAAGGAAGCGUCCACACGGAGGCCUCAAAGGGAUCGGCGCUCGGUGUGUCCUUCUGAAUCGAGCUCUUCUUGGGCGUGGUGUCUCCGGGAAAGGGGGCGUGUCUCCGGGAAAGGAGGCGUGGCCCCGGCAAACCGCCAGAGAUGAUACUCCUCAGGUCUCCUGUGUAAAUUCUUACCUGCAUGACGGGAGUUUGAUAAGUGGUUCCACUCCCCUCUCUCUCUCGCUCUCUCUCUCUCUCAUUGUACAUACCAUCGUACGGUCACAUCUCUGUUUCUAACGAUGAAUUUUUGUGGUGCUUUUUUUUCAUCGUCCUGAAUCAUACCUUUUGAGGCGACACAUCCGAGGUCAAAAGCGGGACUGAUUGUACGUCCUUCGAAGCCGUUAUCUGGAAUGUUAUUGCGUAUAGACAUUAUGGAAGUCUUAAUAUUUUAUAUUUGUUCCAAUAUUUAAAAAGCUGUUUCCGUCUUUUUUUUUAUAAACACUCCCGGGCUCGUGUCUCUCCACGCGCGCGUGAACGAGCGUCCGGCAGCGACCGGCAGGAUGCCACGCUUCUCUCCAACAUCGACCCGUUUUUUUGUUUCUUCCUCCGGAGGAAGAGGAGGAGGAGGAGGAGGGAAGCACGACAGCAGAGGCCUUCUGAUGCACGCUCGUCAGAUUGAGUUCUCAGUCUGGACAUGAACCACAGAGGCCCGACGAGCCCGAUUAGAUUUGGACCGGUCGAUGACAUCACGUCCUCCGUAAAUCAGUUUACCUCGCCGGUCAAAACAAAUUGGAGAAAAUGAGGUCGCUGACAGAUGCCAGAGAUUUCCUUUUUCUGUGGCUGUGAUCACAUUGGUUGCUCUUCUUUUUCUGGUGGUGGUGGUGGGGGGGGGGGUCGGUCCAUUUCCCUGUUACCUUUCACUUCAUCCGUGCCUGAUUCAACUGCAUGACGCGCUCACGCUCCGCUGCUCUCUAACCACCGAGUCCGAUGUCUGGCUUCACAUAUGAUAUGAUAUUCCUUUAUUCGUCACACAGUAGGGAAAUUUCAAAAAUCCCAGCAGCGGUGCACAUCAGAGCAUCAAUGAAAAUAAAUAUAAAACACAAAACUAAAUACGAAUACUAAAUAUACAGGGGCAAAACAAAGUAAAGUGCUGAGUUAAACUUAAUUAUAAAUAAUAUCAUAAACUUAUUUAGUUUAUCUAAUUUCCACCUUUGUGAUUUAAUUGUUCGGCCGGAAAAAAUAAAAAUACGAGAAAAAAAAAAAAGAAGCUCUUAAUUGCCACGGAAACCAAUUCAUCAGAGCGACCGUCGGCACGACGACGGUUAAACGGAGAUGGAAAUGAACACGUGAGCCAGAUGGCGUGCGGCCACGUGUUCCCUCUUUACCGCCGAGCGGACAUCCGGUUCCUGUCUUGAACUUUUUUUAGGAAAGGGAAAGCGGAAGGAGACAGAGGCCGCCAUCGGUCAGACAGAACUAAUGGAGUCAGAGCAGCACGAGAAUAAACGAGCUGUUUUUAUUGCUUAUUAGAUUUGUCAUCAUAUAACAACUUUAGUCUUUCGUGGUCGUAGUUUGGGCCAUCCUCAGUUAUGCCAACAACAGUGACGUGAAAGUGAAAUUAUGUUGAAAUAACGAGUUUAAAUAUGGUCUUAUUGAAUAUGGGCUACUUAGCAUUCAUUUCCAAAGCAGAUGCCAGGUUCAAAAUUAUGAUCUCAUCUUGUUGAGGAUUUUGGAUAACUCUUUUUAUUAUCACUACAUAAAUCAGAAACUAGUCAACAGCCAUAAAAAAAUCAAUUGUUGUCAUAUUUUGAUCUCAACCGAUAGACAUCAUGGUGGAAACUACAACAAAAAAUGGUAAAUUUUUGCUUUUUAUUUAUUUAUUUAUUAUAUUAAGGAUCCCCAUUAGUCAACACCGUAGUGGAGAAUAUUCUUCCUGGGGUCCAGGUAAAAAAACAUUACAAUACAAAUACAUAAAAUGCAGUACAGCAUGAUCAAUUAUCACAAAAACAUUUCGACUUUGAAAACAUUUACUUUAAAAGUAAAAUAAUAACACUCAAAUACCUAAAAUAAAAACCUAAUCUACUAUAAUUUCCUUUCUGAUUAUUGCUGCCUUAAGUUUCCUUUUGAAAUCACAUGUUUUUCUUGUUAGUCACUUUUAUGUGGAGUUUGUUUUGCAUUUGAGCGGUCAGUGUGGUCACAGCCUUCUUUUUUUCUGAGUAUUUCUUAAAGGCCGGACAGCAGCCUCGUGGCUGUGGCGUCGCGUACGACCAGCCGGGCUCUGCUGUGGCCUUAUGAGCACAGCUCCUCGACCCGCUUCUCUCUCCCGUUUACAGAAGUGUGUGUGUGUGUGUCGGGAGACGAUUGUACACUGACGUAAGAAAGCACACACGGCGGGCUGGGAUCCACGAGCCCUCUCCCAACGGCCGCCUUGCUCUCUCCCCAGAUGGCGUAAGCUACAUUCAAACGAUGCAAAACGAGAUUCACGAUGACCUCUCGACCCCCUCCCCUCCCCCGGAGGAGGAGUGCAGCCGCUUCCCCUUUUUGGACGGUAGAUCCAAGCGAUCUCAUUGGCCGGGAAGUAGUGUCUCGCAUCGGUGGUCCUAGAAAGCUGCUUUUUCUUUUUCUUCUUUCUUCUCCACAGCUGAUGUCACACAGGAUACCAAACAAUAAGAAAUGAAGUCCGUUAUAUCCCUUUUAUAAAGACCCAGAUUCCCCCCCCCCCCCCCCCCGACGGCAGCAGGUGGCUCACCUGCAGCACCGGGGGACGGAAGCAACUGGAACACCUUUUGAAACGGAGCUGGAGGACUGAAACUGAACGGAAGGACAAAGUUCAGCUUUUAAAGACAUUAAGCACAAAGAGAAUAUUAAUACUAAACAGCUCCGCUUCCGGGGGAAAGACGUGCUCCUUAAAUGAGUUUGAACUCAACGUGAGCUCGUGGAGGUCGAGCAGCAGGUAUUUGUGCCAGCAGGUGUUGAAAUGGCUUCAUCUGAAUUUGAAGCUCUAUAUCCAGUUUUGAAGAUGAAUAUGACAAAUAUGACAAAUCUGAAUUCUUCUUCUUCUUCUUCUUCUUACUUUCUGACAGCCCAUAACGACCUCAAGCUCUUCUUCCUCACUAAUUCUGGAGCUUUCACGCGGUCACGAGUUCGAUUGGUUGUCGUGAAACUAUAGAUUCUGAAUAUUACAGGAUGGUGAUCCAGAGCAGCUGUAGGACUUUAGUGCAAUUAUUUGGGAAAAUAGCCUUUUUUCGCUAGAGCUAGGAGUCAACUAGCCUAGCAUAGCUUAGCAUAAAUUCUCCCCGUUUCCAACUAGCUGGCUUGUUCCGGAGAUUAAUAAAUCAGAUACGAUGGGACAAAA
This is a messenger RNA of Pseudoliparis swirei, 4947 nucleotides long. Its product is annotated as retinoic acid receptor beta-like. The transcript is spliced from 8 exons. The coding region runs from base 61 to 1473 and encodes 470 amino acids. Gene Ontology annotation, cellular component: nucleus; transcription regulator complex. Lineage: Eukaryota; Metazoa; Chordata; Actinopteri; Perciformes; Liparidae. The record is from RefSeq and is a predicted model, not a curated record. Gene Ontology annotation, molecular function: RNA polymerase II cis-regulatory region sequence-specific DNA binding; nuclear receptor activity; zinc ion binding. Gene Ontology annotation, biological process: regulation of transcription by RNA polymerase II; retinoic acid receptor signaling pathway; cellular response to corticotropin-releasing hormone stimulus.